AUGCUACGAUAUCCUCGAUUCAGGAGAUGUAUCGUGCUUUGGAUUCCUCGGAGGCGACGGUAUAGCACCUUGCUUAGCUUAGGCACUGCGUUGUUUGACAAACAAACCAAGUUUGAAACCGAACAACCAUCCCACAACUCCUCUGCUGCCAUCCGACUAAACCCAUUCCAGAAAAAGAUGGACCAGCAAAAAACCGACUACAAUGACAUCUUGAGCAUCCCUUUGGACACUAGUCCGCAUCCAUACCCAUACGUAUUGGACCGAGUGCGAGAUCUAUCGUAUAGGGAAAUGAAGCAUUUACAGAAAAUCGCUUGUAAAGAGCCUCGGGAAAGGAAAACCGUGGUUGCCAGAUUGACAAGUGCAAUCAAUGAUCUUGUCAAGAGUGACCCACGACGAGCGUACCACUUGUAUCUGUUUCUCCUGAAUGAGGAAAAGGACCGAGUUGCAGAUGAGUUCUUAAAGGUGCACGAGUCUGACAAGAUCGCCUGCUCGUUGAUGUUGUUCAUACUGAAUCCAGGGGACGGAAAUCGCACCCACCAGCUUUUCAAGGAAAUUUUGAGUGAGAUUGUCCAUCGCACGUCGGGCAAUGCCGAUGAAUCCAAGGCCCACUCCAUAGUCACGUAUCUAAGCAGUAUCUUGGCGACCCAAACAGUGAACCCCAAAGUAAUCACAAUAAAUGGCAAACUAUUUCAAGACAUUCAGCAAGCUGUCGGCGCAGACAAGCACGCUGACUUGUACGCAUUUAUGGUGCAAAUAAACUUUCGCCCCGCCCUGCACGAUGCUAUCCGUGAUUUCCGACUACGAUUGUUCAAGGGUUCGCCGAUUUCCAAAUUUGUAGCACUGACAGGCAUGGUGAAUGCCAGCUGGCCCGACUUACACAAGACGUCUUUCAACACAACACACACGGCUCGAGCCGUUGAGUUUUUCACUUUGAAAGAGUUUGAAAAAAACAUAAGGACAAUGAUUGCGAACAGAGAGCCCGCGCAAGCCAUGUGGGCUCUUGGUUGCAUGCAGAGGAAAUUUGAGAGAAUAUGUUCCCGGGCAUCGGCAAACUAUGAGACGCGCUAUAGUCUUGGGCUUAUGCUCUCGGCCCUUUUCCAUUUUGUCACCGAGCUCAAGGAUGUCAGAAGUAGCAUUCCAAUUCUAGACUUUAUGAAGUCUCACGACAUUCCCAUCAGUUUCCCCAAAUACCACAAUCUUUUGCGGAAAUUGAGAAUUUCAGGAAACCACGAUGAAUUCUUGGCUGUCUUGAGCAAUAUGGAUUUAAAAAAAGUGACCUCAGGGGAGAAGCAGAGUAUAGGAGAGGAGAUUUUGCGUUUGAUUGCACACAAGUACGCCUCGACUCCCAAGGCUUUGAUUGGUUACGUUGGAGCACUAGUUAAACCAGAGGUUAACGUGCUCAAUGUACUAAAUGAGUUGAAAUUAUUGAGCUACCCUUACGAAGAGAAAUUGCUCAGCACAAUUGCCUCUACAGAUGUGGUGCAGUUGGCCAACAUUGAUUCCGACUUGCAAGGAAUGGAUCUUAGCUGCUCAUUGCUAAGUCAUGUUUACGAAGUCAUGUUCAGGUCAAUGCCAAGCGAGGUCCGAUACAACGCACUGGUGAAUCUAGCUUAUUUUGAAGUAUUUGAGAACUUUGUGCAAACUUCUGGUAUAAAAGUGGUCAAUGAUCGUCCGCUAACGGUGUUUUUCGAAAAUUUACUUUCCAGAGACUCAGCAAGCCUCGACGGAGCGAGCGAAACAAAUUAUCAGUUCAGCAAGAGAAUGUUUGCAUUUUACGAUAAAGUGGACCUUGACGGCGCAUUCGUCACCAAGAACAAUUUGCAGCUCUUAAUUGAGACUGCAUUAUAUACUUUCAACGACUUUGCGUUUGCCAAUAAAGUUAUCGAGUUCCUGAUGAGCAAAAACGCAGAUACUUUCCAUCAAAUUUUCCCAUUUGUCAUAAAAUAUGACGAGAUUGGGCGCGAGGAGGAAGCAGCUAAAUGGUUUAAGAUCAUAGAAACCAAAGGGUUGAAAGCCUCGUGGAAACCGAUGCCCGAUCUUGUUCGACUAGGAUCAAAAUAUGGGAAAAAUUUCAGUCCCGGCUACUAUAGACUGUUGUAUUCGCGAAACAGGCAGACAAACAGAAGAGCCUUGGAAGCAUUAACUAAGGAGAGCCCAUUAUCCAUUGAUUGGGAAAAAACCGGGGAAACGUAA
This is a messenger RNA of Lodderomyces beijingensis, 2193 nucleotides long. NCBI's taxonomy places the organism in Eukaryota, Fungi, Ascomycota, Pichiomycetes, Serinales, Debaryomycetaceae. The record is from the annotation of a GenBank genome assembly.